CUGUAUUCGGAUUCGGUAGACGGUAUGCUGCAGCUAGGAAUACGAUGGGUGGCUCGGAGCUGAGCCUUCCCUGCGUACGCAGGAUCUGCCCUGGACGCCACUUUGCGGAUGUCAAUACAUGGUUCGCGAUCGCGAAUAUCACCGCAGCACUAGAUAUCCGGAGACUCCGCGACGCCGAUGGCAAGGAGCUUAUCCCUACUGCCUCCUUUGCUCCUGGAAUUGCUAGGUGUGUCGGAAAUAAAGACUUGCAUUGUGGCGAGCUCAUCGUAGGAUCCUAGCUAUCCCGCGGAGUUCAAGUGCGACAUACGUCCCCGCUCAGAAAGGUCCUCACUAUUGAUCUCCGAAUUAAACAACGCAACGCUGGAUGAAAGUCAGCAGCACGUAUGUGGAUCGGCUGGAAGGUCAGAGGGUCUCGAUGAUGUUUCGGCAGGAGCGUGAAGGGAUUAGGUGAUUCUAUCCAUUUUACCGUCGCCACUUGCACAGGCUAAUCUGAAUGUUGUGGUCGCAGAUAUUACGUGUUUACUGCCGGGUAGGGCGAUGCAGACCGGCUCUCUAUGACCUGGGUUUCGUUCUUACAGAAGUUGACGUGUAGGAACCCGUUUUUCCUGCGCAUGAGCUGUAUUCCCAUCACCGCCGAUGCAUGAAUUCCAUAA
Laetiporus sulphureus 93-53 is the source of this 653-nucleotide messenger RNA. RefSeq lists its product as uncharacterized. The transcript has a single exon. Bases 45 to 278 code for a protein of 77 amino acids. NCBI's taxonomy places the organism in Eukaryota, Fungi, Basidiomycota, Agaricomycetes, Polyporales, Laetiporaceae. The record is from RefSeq and is a predicted model, not a curated record.